ACUAAUCAUACAUUAAAAUUUUAAUUUUCUGUUAUUACAAGACAAUAAAAACCACAAACAGUCAAUAAAAAAUCAACGAAACUUUGUAAAAAGUCACAAAGCAUAAUAAUAAUUGACUGAAAAUUAUUAAUAGUUUAUUACAAUUACAAAUUGUUAUGAGCACUUUCGGCGAAAUAGUAGAACCUGUUAGCAGGACAACAUGGGAGGAUUGGGAUGAAUCUUACAUUGAGGACAAUGUCACAACGAUACAAUGGCAGCUGCCUAUAGAAAUUCCAAAAAGAAUCGAAACAUUUUUCAUUCUUGAAGGAAAAUUUUUAGCAGAUUACAUCAAAGUCCAAUCUCAAGAUCAUUUGAAAUUUCUAAAUUCUAACAUAGGUGUAAAUUUAUAUUUGUAUGAAUUAAUGUCUUCAGACAAUUAUGUUUGCACUGUUAAAGAUUAUAAUUUGCUAAAAAGUAGUGAAAUUAUUGAAUUAUUAAAACCAUUUAUUUAUAAAAGUGAGGAUGUUAUAACAAUUCAAACAAAACCUUUGAUGGAAUAUCAAACAGCAAGUCUUGGAAUGCAAUCUUGGGUAAUAAGAAAGUUAACAACUUCAAUACUGUCUAAAAAAUCAUGGGAUUUUAAUUUUGCUAAGCUGGAACAACCUAAUAUUCUAUCAGGAGUGGCUGCCGGAGCUGUAUGUUUACGAGAACAUAUUAAUUUAUCAGCGACUGCAUUAGUUUGUUAUAUAGAACAUAUUGAAGAAUAUCAAACAAAUGAAAUACAUAAGCUACUUGAAAAAUUAGAAAUAAUUGAUACUUGUUCUGUAAAAUGUAAUGGUAUACUUAGUUCAAAUUUAUACAUUUGAUUAAAAGACUU
This is a messenger RNA of Nymphalis io (European peacock), 856 nucleotides long. RefSeq lists its product as uncharacterized. The coding region runs from base 156 to 845 and encodes 229 amino acids. The transcript has 3 exons. Gene Ontology annotation, molecular function: proteasome binding. Gene Ontology annotation, cellular component: endoplasmic reticulum. The record is from RefSeq and is a predicted model, not a curated record. NCBI's taxonomy places the organism in Eukaryota, Metazoa, Arthropoda, Insecta, Lepidoptera, Nymphalidae. Gene Ontology annotation, biological process: proteasome core complex assembly.